Antechinus flavipes (yellow-footed antechinus) is the source of this 6646-nucleotide messenger RNA. RefSeq names its product phospholipase C eta 1 (gene PLCH1). The transcript is spliced from 23 exons. Bases 452 to 5470 code for a protein of 1672 amino acids. Gene Ontology annotation, molecular function: calcium ion binding; phosphatidylinositol-4,5-bisphosphate phospholipase C activity. NCBI's taxonomy places the organism in Eukaryota, Metazoa, Chordata, Mammalia, Dasyuromorphia, Dasyuridae. Gene Ontology annotation, biological process: phosphatidylinositol-mediated signaling; lipid metabolic process. The record is from RefSeq and is a predicted model, not a curated record.
CGGCAAUCCUGCUUUCUCAGUGACCUCCCCAGGUGAGGCUGAUUCCUCCCUCCAGGUUCUAGACUCGCACUUGUCAGGCAUUUACUGUGCACAAUGCCCUGAGGGGCUGAUUCACUGAACUAAGGAUGCGGGUCUCCCAGCCAAAGUACUGACAGCAUCCCCUGCGUUCCCACAAUAGCAGCUGCACAGAGCAGAUGCUCCAAUCCUCCUGUGUGGCCAGGCUGGCACUUUGGGACAGAGUUCCUGAAUAAGAGCUUCUGGACGUCUCCUGCCCUCCCCUCCCCGAGCCCAGGCUGUGAAGACCUCAUCUGGCUGGAAAGGAUGGCGUGGGCAAAGUUCGGACGUUUUUCUCCCACUUGUUUCAUCACUGCCGAUCUGGAACCGAAGGAAGGCAGGUGCCUUUAGAGAAUCUUAUUGUGCUCCCCAAGAAUGCAGAGGAAAAGCAGACCUAAUGGCAGACCUUGAAGUAUAUAAAAACUUAAGUCCAGAAAAAGUUGAAAGAUGCAUGAGUGUAAUGCAGUCUGGGACCCAGAUGAUCAAACUGAAGAGUGGAAGCAAAGGCCUCGUCCGGCUCUUUUACCUGGACGAGCACCGCACCCGGCUGCGUUGGCGACCCUCCCGGAAAAGCGAGAAGGCAAAAAUCAUUAUCGAUUCGAUUUACAAAGUCACCGAGGGCCGGCAAUCUGAGAUUUUCCACCGGCAGGCGGAGGGGAACUUUGAUCCGAGCUGCUGUUUCACCAUUUACCAUGGAAACCACAUGGAGUCCCUGGACCUCAUCACCUCCAAUCCCGAGGAGGCAAGGACCUGGAUCACCGGCUUGAAGUACCUGAUGGCUGGAAUCAGUGACGAAGACUCUCUUGCCAAACGACGGAGAACCCACGACCAGUGGGUGAAACAGACCUUCGAAGAGGCCGACAAGAAUGGGGAUGGCUUGUUGAACAUUGAAGAGAUCCACCAGCUGAUGCAUAAACUCAAUGUGAACCUGCCUCGGAGAAAAGUCCGGCAGAUGUUUCAGGAAGCCGACACGGACGAGAAUCAGGGAACUCUGACGUUUGAAGAGUUUUGUGUUUUUUACAAAAUGAUGUCCCUGAGACGGGACCUCUACUUGCUGCUCUUGAGCUAUAGUGACAAGAAGGACCAUUUGACCGUGGAAGAGCUGGCCCAGUUUCUGAAGGUGGAACAAAAGAUGGCCAAUGUGACACCAGAAUAUUGUCUUGACAUCAUAAAGAAAUUCGAAGUUUCUGAAGAAAACAAGGAGAAAAAUGUUCUCGGCAUAGAAGGUUUCACAAACUUUAUGAGGAGUCCUGCCUGUGAUGUCUUUAACCCCUUACACGCUGAGGUGUUCCAAGACAUGGACCAACCCCUCUGCAACUAUUACAUCGCCUCCUCUCAUAACACGUACCUGACUGGUGACCAGCUCCUUUCUCAGUCCAAAGUGGACAUGUACGCUCGCGUCCUGCAAGAAGGCUGUCGCUGUGUGGAAGUUGACUGUUGGGAUGGUCCAGAUGGAGAGCCAGUGGUCCACCAUGGUUAUACCCUCACUUCAAAGAUCCUCUUCCGAGAUGUUGUGGAGACUAUUAAUAAAACUGCCUUUGUGAAGAAUGAGUUCCCGGUGAUCUUGUCCAUCGAGAACCACUGCAGCAUCCAGCAGCAGAAGAAGAUUGCUCGGUACCUAAAGGAAAUAUUCAGUGACAAACUGGACUUGUCAUCCGUCGACACAGGAGAUUCCAAGCAGCUCCCCAGCCCGCAGAGUCUGAAAGGAAAAAUUUUAGUGAAGGGUAAGAAGCUGCCCUACCACCUUGGGGAAGAUGCAGAAGAAGGGGAAGUUUCGGACGAAGACAGUGCUGAUGAAAUUGAAGAUGACUGCAAAUUUAAGCUCCAUUAUAAUAAUGGGACGACUGAUCACCAAGUGGAAUCUUUCAUAAGGAAAAAGCUGGAGUCACUGUUGAAAGAAUCUCAGAUCCGGGACAAGGAAGACCCCGACAGUUUCACCGUCCGAGCUCUGUUGAAGGCCACGCACGAAGGCUUAAAUGUGCACUUGAAGCAGAAUCCAGAUGUGAAAGAAAGUGGAAGGAAGUCUCACGGACGGUCCCUAAUGAGUAACUUUGGAAAACACAAGAAAACAACAAAGACCAGAUCCAAGUCCAACAGUACUGAUGACGAUGAGGAAGGACAGCAUAAUUCUUCCGGAAAGGAAGGUGGCCAGCUCUGCAGGCUUGGUCGCAGAAGGAAAACCAUGAAGCUGUGCCGGGAUCUGUCGGAUCUAGUUAUCUAUACCAACUCCGUGGCAGCCCAAGACAUAGUGGAUGACGGGACAACAGGAAACGUGUUAUCCUUCAGUGAAACAAGAGCCCAUCAGGUGGUUCAGCAAAAGUCAGAGCAGUUCAUGAUUUAUAACCAAAAACAGCUGACGAGGAUCUACCCCUCCGCCUACAGGAUCGACUCCAGCAACUUCAACCCCCUGCCAUAUUGGAACGCCGGCUGUCAGCUAGUGGCUCUGAACUACCAGUCUGAGGGGCGCAUGAUGCAGCUGAAUCGAGCCAAGUUCAAGAUGAAUGGCAACUGUGGCUAUGUCCUCAAACCCCAGCAGAUGUGUAAAGGUACAUUCAACCCUUUCUGUGGCGAUCCGCUGCCCGCCCAUCCUAAAAAACAGCUCAUUCUGAAAGUGAUUAGCGGCCAGCAGCUCCCGAAACCACCAGACUCCAUGCUGGGAGACCGUGGGGAGAUCAUUGACCCAUUUGUUGAAGUGGAAAUCAUCGGGCUGCCUGUAGAUUGUUGCAAAGAACAAACUCGAGUGGUGGAUGACAAUGGAUUUAAUCCCGUGUGGGAAGAGACCUUGACAUUUACCAUACAUAUGCCGGAUAUAGCUUUGGUUCGCUUUCUUGUCUGGGAUCAUGAUCCCAUUGGAAGAGACUUCAUUGGACAAAGAACAGUGACUUUCAGUAGCCUUGUGCCCGGCUACCGUCAUGUCUACUUGGAGGGGUUGACAGAAGCAUCCAUAUUUGUUCAUAUAACAAUCAAUGAAAUUUAUGGCAAGUGGAGCCCUUUAAUCCUCAACCCCAGUUAUACCAUAUUGCAUUUUCUAGGAGCUACAAAGAACAGACAGCUGAUAGGUCUGAGAGGCCUGUUCAAUAAGAACCCCAAACACAGUGCUUCAGAAAACAGUUCCCAUUAUGUGCGUAAGCGGUCCAUCGGGGACCGGAUCCUGCGCCGCACGGCCAGCGCGCCGGCCAAGGGCCGCAAGAAGAGCAAGAUGGGCUUCCAAGAAAUGAUGGAGUCCAAGGACGGCGUGUCUGAGGCGACCGGCUCGAGGGAGAGGGACGGGGUCCUCCGCAGAACCACUCGGAGCCUGCAGGCUCGCCCCGUUUCCAUGCCCGUGGACCGGAGUCUUCUGGGAGGGUUCUCCCUCCCCACCCCUGACCCAGCCAAAGACCCCAAAGACAAAGAAAAUGCUCUCGCAGAAAAUAAGGGCAAUACAGAAAGUGAGAAAUCCCAUGCAAAGGAACAAAGCUUGACAAAUCUUGAUAAAAUGUUGUCUUCACCCUCCGCAACUCUCCAUAAAAAUGGCAGCCAAGUGGAUCCUGUUGUUUCUCUUGCUAAAAAUGCGGUCGCCUUAGAAGAAGAAGCAGGAGCCCUAAACUAUCGUGGUGGGAAAGCCCAAUCCCACAUGCCCAUUGACUUUCAAAAGAAUCCGUCUCCCAAAAAACUCAUUUCACCAAGAAAACAAACGGGUAUCAAGCUUGUCGGGGACCCCCGGUGCACUACAAAUGAGAUAGGAACAAGGGAAAAUGCAAACACUUUUCCUCCUGAAACAAAUGGAACAUUGUUAGGAAAUUCCUCUUCUCAGAGCGAGCUGGAGAUUCUGAACGUUAAGGAAGUCGAUCGAACGCCGAGCAGUCCUGUGACUUCCUUUUCUUUCACAGACGUUUCUGCUGUUUGCUCUGAUGGCCACGACUUACAUUCCACUGCAAUUAUGCAAGACAGUGAAAUCUCACAUCUUAUAGACAAUGUCACAUUAACAAACGAGAGUGAACUUGGCAGUUCAAUCUCAGCACUGAUUAGCCAGCUGGAUGUUACCAAGGAUCAAACACAUCUCAGAGCUGUUCCAAGACUUCAAGGUACCAGUCAGACUUAUGGCGUAAUGUCAAAACAACCCUCCUUGCUGGCUAAUGACCUAAAAUCAACCCUCAGAAAUAAUCUUUCUAAGUCAAAGUCUGUGUGGUCAUCUCGGUAUUCCUCACCCGAGACAACUGUCUGCUCUAGCCCUGAGACGACGGAGUAUUCCACAUACACCAUCAUCCACGAGGCUAUUCUCACCCCAGUCACUGGGUCCAGAUUCAUGAAUGAACCUAAUGACAAAACCAAUUUCCAUGGCUCUCGUCCAUUCCCCUUGACCCAGAGUCCCCAGAAGAAUGGUGGAAAGACUUGGGGAAAUGGUGCCAUUUGUGGUAUCUCCACUUCCAGUGAUUUAACGCUAGGUGAUAUACUUGAUCACACCCUUUGUCAAAAUUCUGGAGAGAGCAGUUUAGUAGAAGUUGAAGAUUCGCAGAAUCUCUUGGUAACAGGCCGUGAGUAUAAGAGAGAGGGUAUGAAUCAAUUUGCAUCCCCUUUGAAAUUAAAGCAUGGCCAAGAGAUGGAUUCGCCCUGGCCAAGAAGCUCUGGAAAUGGCUUCCUCCAGCCAUCUCCCCUCAAACUUUCCAACCACAUUCAAACGCUAAAAAACCGAAGUAUUUCUUGUCCAGCUUAUCAGAGUGCCGGCUUUGUGUGUAACAAUUAUUUACGGUGUUCAGAGACCCCGAACAACGCAGCUGGUCUCCCCCUGGGAUCUGAUCCUCAGGGCCUGCAGCAACCUCGCAAGCAGCCUAGUCCUUGUAAAUCCAAAAGCCUGGGAGACUUGACGUCAGAUGACAUCUCUUGCAAUUUCGAAAGCAAGUACAAGUGCAUAAGUAAAAGUUUCAUUACAGCCGGUCUGCAAGACAAGAAAGGCGUCCCCUUAAAAGCCAAAGGGACGGAGUCUGCGGAUGCUCUCACAGAGCAGCUUCGAAGACUUGUGUCCUUUGACCAGGAAGACAGCCCCCACGUGCUGUACCCGAGGCCGGAGGAGAAGGCGUACCCCAAGGCGCUGGUGCGGAAGCUGUCCUCUCGCAGCCAGAGUCGGGUGCGGAACAUCGCCAGCAGGGCCAAGGAAAGGCAGGAAGCCGGCAAGCAGCGGUCAUUGCCCCCCAGCAGUGCUGCGGGAGUGGUGCUGAGGAGCAAGCCUACUGUGCCUGCACACGUAGUGAACAGACACUCCACCGGCUCCUACAUUGCGGGCUAUCUGAAUAACCUCGAGGGCCGCGGGAUUCCCGAAGGAGCAUGCACUUCCCUUCUCAAUGGCUACAUGGACCAGUUUUGCACAGAUGAUGCAGUCCUCCAGACUGAGCCGAGCAUCGAGGACAAACCAGAGAUUUAUUUCCUCCUCAGACUAUAAAUGCUAGAGACCUGUAAGAGGUAUCUCUUAGAGCUCCAGGACUUGCUGGGUUUUGUUUUGCCGUCCUUGGCUCCAGAAUGAUUGAGAAGGGUAUUCUUUAAGCUCGAAUACUGGGAUCCUUUGAAGGAAGGUGGACAAUUAUGUAAAUAGCUGCUGUGUUGUUUUCCCAAGAUUGCCUGAGUUUUUUUUCAGUGUUGUAAAAAUGUGUCAGUCUUGGAAUAAUAGCUGCAUGCCUGCCAUCGUUGUGAAGGUUCCACACGGGCCAGAUUCAUAACCCUUGUACAUUUUAAACUAAAUAUUUCUUUUCCUCUGUGCACGCCUUCAGAAUCCGGCAACAAAUGUAGUUUGUCGCCUUCUUCCUCGACCCCCAAAUUGUGGAGGUGUUAAAGCAAAAGUGUGAAAAAAGCAUCUGUCUGUCUUAAAAUUUUUUGAUAUUUUAUUGUUCAUGUUUGUUGAGGAAGACAGAUACCUUUUUUGGUUUCUAUGAAUGUUGUCGUUCAGCACCUGAGACAAGGGAGCAAAAUUAACCACCUUACCCUGGUUAGAUUUCCACUUGCCCCGAUUCAGGUGGGAGAGUUUCCACAAACUCAUAACUAGAUUUUUGUGUUUUCUUUUGUUUGUUUUGUUUUCCCAUCUAUUUUGGAGUAAGAAUGAAGGGGGGAGGGGAAAAGAGAAUGAAGAUAUUCUGUAUAUAAGGAUAGGAAAAUAUUUGUUUUACAUAAAUUUUGUUACAUAUUUUUGCUACUGGCUUUGUAUGUGACUCAAACUCAAUCACAAAGAUAUUUGCUGUACUUUGUAAUUUUCAGACUAAUUGGUUGACUGGAAGUACUAACUUUACAGGGAAAAAGGGGUGGGCUUGAAUUCUACUGUAGGAGGAAUAAUAAUAAUAAAAGACAGCAUAAAAAUUCCCAACACGUCAAAAAAUAUUUUCUCAGUAAUAUUAAAGACCAAAUGAACUGGUCAUCAGAUAUGGUUUCCCAUUACGGAUCCAUAACUUGGCUAUAUUUUUAAUGCCAAUAUACUUUGCUUUCACUGUGAACACAUUUCUGAUUGUAUGUCCAAAAUACCUCUUUUUUUUGGUAACAUGGAAUUCAUGAAAAUAUAAUUUAAAAAGAUUUUUAAGCACUUGUAUGAAUUUGUUGAAAUGGAAACAAAUAUAAUUCUUGUUGAACUGGA